AUGAAGUUCUCAGUUGUUGCGUUAUUCGCUACUUUCGCAGUAGCCUCGCCGCAUAACAAUGCCGGUGAACGCAACAAAAUUGCGCGAAGGCAGGCUGCCGAGGCAUGCUCCAUCGGUUACUGCACUCAGAACGGCGGAACGACAGGAGGUGCCGCAGGUGAGACUGUCACCGUUACGGAUGUCGAUAGCCUCACCAAGGCAGCCAAGCAGGACGGCCCUCUCACUAUCAUCGUCUCCGGCGCAAUCUCUGGCUCCGCCAAAGUGCGCGUUUCCGCCGACAAGACCAUCUACGGCGAGACGGGCAGUUCUCUCACCGGUGUCGGCCUCUAUAUCCGCAGGACUAGCAACGUCAUCGUCCGCAACAUGAAAAUCGCCAAAGUCAAAGCGGAGAACGGUGACGCCAUCGGCAUUGACGCAUCCUCGAACGUCUGGAUCGACCACUGCGACCUCUCUGGCGACCUGAGCCUCGGCAAGGACGAUCUCGACGGACUGCUCGACAUCUCGCACGGAUCCGAGUGGGUGACCGUGUCCAACACCUACAUGCACGACCACUGGAAGGUGUCGCUGAUCGGGCACUCGGACAGCAACGCCAAGGAGGACCAGGGCAAGCUCCACGUCACAUACGCCAACAACUACUUCUACAACACGUACAGCCGAACCCCCCUCGUCCGCUUCGGCACCGUGCACAUCGUCAACACGCUCUGGGACUCGCUGAUCGGAACCGGCGUCAACACCCGCAUGGGCGCGCAGGUCCUGAUCCAGAGCUCGGCCUUCAAGAACAGCACCAAGAAGGCCGUCUUCUUCGCCGACUCCAAGGAGACCGGGUACGCCGUCCUCGACGACGUCGACCUUGGGGGCUCCGAGAACACCGCGCCCGCUGGUACCCUCACGGCUAGCUCCCUGCCGUACGACUCUAUCCAAGUGUUGGGCUCCGCCGCCGUUGCUAACACCAUACCCGGUACCGCUGGACAGAAAUUGUAA
This is a messenger RNA of Daldinia caldariorum, 981 nucleotides long. Its product is annotated as polysaccharide lyase family 1 protein. Lineage: Eukaryota; Fungi; Ascomycota; Sordariomycetes; Xylariales; Hypoxylaceae. The coding region runs from base 1 to 981 and encodes 326 amino acids. The transcript has a single exon. Gene Ontology annotation, molecular function: pectate lyase activity. The record is from RefSeq and is a predicted model, not a curated record.